Messenger RNA from Entrophospora candida, 242 nucleotides. NCBI's taxonomy places the organism in Eukaryota, Fungi, Glomeromycota, Glomeromycetes, Entrophosporales, Entrophosporaceae. The record is from the annotation of a GenBank genome assembly.
AUGAAAAGAAAUCGAUAUAAAGUAUUAAUUUCCAUUUUAUUCUAUGAAAUUAAGACAAACUGUGAUAUGUCUUCGAUAAAGCACCAUUUAAAUGGAGCACCUAUACCUGUAACUAGAAUGUGUCCAGGAGUAGAAAAUGGUGGUGUUGGCGAUAUUGUUAAUGGUAUGGGAAUGGGUGGCAUUAAUAACAGUAAUAAUGGAUUUGAAUCAAAUUUAGGAUAUGUUGGUGAAGGUGGUGGUAG